GAAUCCGGAAACACAUGCUCGUGUUCUCCUGUUGUUUGUCAUCCCUGGUAUGUUUCGGCAACAGAUAGACUUUUAGCCACAGCGGAAGAAAGGACAACAUGGCAGCGACAGUGGCGUCACCCGUCGCCCACACGGAGCUGGAGCCUGACCGCUGCGGAAGUCAGGAAGAAAGUCGAGGGGGCGCCGAGACGACGGAGGAGGGCGGCCAGCAGCAGCCGACGGGCCCCCAGGCCAUAGGAGGUCACAGCCGGCUGUCCAAAUUACCGCUGGCCCGAAUCAAGGCUUUGAUGAAGACCGAUCCCGAUGUGUCCCUCGCCAGUCAGGAAUCUGUCUUUAUCAUCGCUAAAGCCACGGAGUUGUUUGUUGAGAUGAUCGCCAAGGAUGCUUUGGUGUAUGCACAGCAAGGCAAGAGGAAAACGCUGCAAAGAAAAGACUUGGACAAUGCCAUUGAGGCCGUAGAUGAGUUUGCGUUUCUGGAAGGUAAAGGUGUGCAGAUGCAGCGGGACGUUCAGUGCUGCAUGCUGUACUCGCAUGGAAAGGUGCGCACCAAGGAUGUGCUGCGCUUUGAAGUGCAGACAGAAGGACCAGACUGCAGCAUACAAGCCAUCAUUCUUUACACCAGAAAGACCGUCAAGUGUGCCGACCCCAGGGACCGCAAGGUCAAGAGGUUGCUGAGGAAGCUCUUGCAGCGACAGAGAACCAAGGCCCAUCGAACAACGUGGCUUCUUCCUCACGACAACCUGCCUGUCAUGACAGAGGACAAGAGAGACAACUGGGCCCUCCUCAGUGUGGAGUGACCACCAAGUGUCGAAUACGGAGGAGAAUAACUCGUCCCAGGCCAAGUCAACUCUCAAACAGCAGUUAGCUGACUUGUCCACUUGUCUCGUGUCUUUUAUCUCGUCUCUGGUGGACCAGACCUGGGCAGCAAUAUCUAUUUCAGUGGCUUUACAUCUUCACAGAACAGGAGCGCGGCCUGGAAAGAUUCCCAAAAUGAGCGAGGAGGAUUUUUUCGUUGUGGCUCUUAACUGUUAUUCGCCAGAGUCUGCCUCAGAGUGUCUCCGCCUGCUCUCCAUCCGUGCACGCGGCUAAUCUGUGCAAGUGUGAUUUCCUUCAAGCAUAAACGAGCAGUGACUUCAAUAUCGCUUACGUACGUGCUUAUUUGUGCAGCUUUGUAAAUGUCACUCAUGGGCUCCGAGUUGUUCAGGUUUUGUGGGGGGGGUGCAGAAUUUAGGGGAGCUUUUUUUGUAUGAAUGAAACUGACUUGCACCUUGUUUUUGUACAAUCCAGGUUUCAAAGUCCAGACUUGGACGUCAUGUUUGUGACUGUUACACCACACAGAGUUUAGAGCUUCAAGUCUUUCAAGGCGCCAGUGGGCCAUUAAUCGAUGCCAAAGUACUCCUUUUGACCCGUUUCGUUCUUUUCCAAGGAUGUUCAACCUUUUGAGGGCUCGAUGUGUGUGAAGCCUUGCCGUGUAGAAGAACACAUAUACGUGUAUGUCAAGUCAACUGUUUUAUAAAAGAACCUGAACUCAUACGUGUUGUCUUAUUUCAGACUUAUUAGUCGCGCUUUCAUGCUGGGCGUAGACACAAAAACAUCAUUUGUACAAAGAUGGCAGCUAAGAACAAUAAGAAUCAAUAAAUCAGGAGUGGAUGCAUGCUCAGCUACCAAGUCCAGUCCUGUGUGUGUUUUUAUCGCUUCCCCUCUGUUGUGUUGAAAAGCCGCAUGGCGUGGGGAAGGAAUGGUCUGUUUAGUCCUUUGGUGGAGCAGAGCAGUGAUAGUAAUCUGCCAUUGUAGCAAUAAGCCUCAAUGGGAGGAAUGCUAUUAGCCUACGUUAGCCGAGAACUCUUAGCUCUGUUGGUGAGGAGCUUUGGCAUUUUGCUGUGAGAAUACAAAGAUGGAUCGAGUUUAGCAGCUAAAAGUGUCCCGUGGUGUGGUUGGCUGUGAUGCCGCGCAAUGAAAGAGGCAUGGUGGUGCUGUGGCGGCGACCCCGACAUGCAGACAGCAGGACUCGGGUGCAGGUCAAAUGUUUAUUUUAAGUAAUAGCUGGCACAGUGCCAACCCAACAGAUGCAAGUGAACUAAAUAGAAGGAACUAAAAUUAGCAGCAGGUAAGAAAAUCCAGGCAGGCAAACACAGAGCAGAGCAAAAGAGGAAGAACUACCAAAAUAAGAGCCUAACAACAAGAACUGAGAAUUAAAAUGGAAAAUAACAAAACAGUCACGCAGGUAAACACACGGGGCGUGUGGUCGUACUUCCUGUACGUGUUGUGUACUCUGUAGCAGCGUUAAAAAGCUACUACCCAUAAGAAUGCAGCACAAACAUUCAUUUUAACUGCACAAAACAGCACAAACGCAGCACAAAAGAAUGGGACUAUUUUGGUUUCAUUUGGAGCAAAUGGGGGGCUGAGUGAACUUUGGUUGACCUUUAAAAAAUGUGUAAUAUCUCGAAAACGAAAGCAGAACAAACGUUAAUUUUAACUGCACAAACAAAUGAGACUAUUUGACUUCAUUCAACAAGCCAAAGUGAAGCAUGUUGCCGCACUUGUAGUGAAUAGAUUUGUAAAAAUGUAAGAAACAUUCCAUACGCUAGCAUUAGCAUAUGCUGCAUUUAAGAACCUGAUUCUUCUAAAAAGUUGAUUUAAAGAGGU
Molecule: messenger RNA, 2646 nt
Organism: Dunckerocampus dactyliophorus (ringed pipefish)
Lineage: Eukaryota; Metazoa; Chordata; Actinopteri; Syngnathiformes; Syngnathidae
Gene: pole4
Product: polymerase (DNA-directed), epsilon 4, accessory subunit
Exons: 7
Coding region: 99-797 (232 amino acids)
Biological process (GO): immune response
Cellular component (GO): epsilon DNA polymerase complex; nucleus; extracellular region
Molecular function (GO): protein heterodimerization activity; chemokine activity
Source: RefSeq, a predicted model, not a curated record